Molecule: messenger RNA, 877 nt
Organism: Tribolium madens (black flour beetle)
Lineage: Eukaryota; Metazoa; Arthropoda; Insecta; Coleoptera; Tenebrionidae
Exons: 3
Coding region: 44-478 (144 amino acids)
Source: RefSeq, a predicted model, not a curated record
AACUAUAUAAUUAUGUAUCUCUAAACCAUUUUUGUUUAAAAAAAUGUUUGCACUAUUUUACUUGUUGUUACUUGUUUCAAUUGUUCACAAUGGGGAAGCUCUUAUCCGACGAAAACUCAUCGAAUCAAGUUAUUAUAGUUCUAGAUUAAAUUUCUUUAAACUUCCAAUCACUUAUCGUAAAGGCACUCUUGGUGUGAAUUUCUUAGGUUUUCAUGCUACGGCAGGUCUUUUUGGUGGAUUGUUAGCCGAGGAAGCAGGUUUAGGAGGCCCUCACGCAGAGGCUAGUACGCCUUUUGGGCAAAGUGCUGGUGCUGGCAUAGGUGUAAGGAAUGAACUUGGAUCAAGUUACGGAUAUCUCUACUAUUACUUUCAAUUAGGAGAGGGGAAAUUUGGCUUGGCAUUAUUAGGUGGAUUGGAUAAAGGGAGAUUGAAGUUUAAACUUCGAAAUAUAAGGCAUAUUACAAAAAAGAUACUUUAAUAGUUUCUUUUUAAUACAUGGAAGAAUUUAUGAAAUAAAAUAAUGUAAAAAGUAAAAAUAAAUAAAUUGUUUUAUAGGUAAUAGACUCAAAAUAGAUAAUAAAAUUCUGCUUAUUUUAUCAUAAAGUAAAAUUAAAUAUUACCUACUUUUUGAAUUAACGUUUUUUGGAGUUAGUUCUCUCAUAUAUUGUGGAUAUUUAAAUAAUAACAUAUGGCUUUGGACUUUUCCAAUAAUAAACUUAUCGCCAAAAAAGCAGAGCAUCUCGAAGAGAUAAUUGUACGAAUUUUGGUGAUAUACAAGGUGUUAAAAUUCACGCCCCAGAGAAAAAUUUCGAGUAAGAUAAGAUAGCAGGAACAUAGAAACAUAAAAAAAUGUUUAAAAAUUCUAUCUGUAAAAAAU